This is a messenger RNA of Mesorhabditis spiculigera, 1533 nucleotides long. The record is from the annotation of a GenBank genome assembly. Lineage: Eukaryota; Metazoa; Nematoda; Chromadorea; Rhabditida; Rhabditidae.
AUGGGAAACGAAGAGUUGGUGGCCUACGGUCUCGUGUUUCUCAUUGGCUACCUGAUGGCGACGCUGUUCCACGUGACGUUGUGGUGUUGCUGCUGCCGUGGAAGGGGCCGAAGACGUCAGGGAGACGUUCGGAAGGAGGACAUCGUUGUGCGGAGAGCCACCGAGACGGAUUACUGGAUUUCGGAACCGACGGCUGAAGCCAAGGAACCGAAAUACGGCAUCGUCACUCCAAGCCCGUACUAUGGAGUGUCGCGCCGUCUCUCCAACGUCUCCUACGCGUCCGUCCAGAAGAACCACAGCCGUCCAGUGCGGCCAGCGCCACCUGUACCCUCGGUUGGCAGGGAUUACGGUGUCCCGUCAACGAUCAGCAUCCCCGGGCAGGGCACAGAGAUGUCUGACUAUGGCUCUAGCGUCGACGGCAAAGAGUACGCGCCCACCACCAGCACGUUCAUGACCCACUCGACGACGGCCGAGACCGAUCUCGGCAGCCCGGAUACCAGCAGCUGCAAGAACUCGCUGUACGUUCGAUGGCCGGGAGUGCGGCUCAACUUCCGGGCCGUCGCUUCCGGGAAGCUAUCUCUAAAGGCAUGCCAAAGCGCUUGCUCGUUGGGAGAAGAUCCGGUGAUGGCAGGCAAAUCCCUCGAAUGCGCCGCCCUCAACCAUCAAACCUCUGUCGAUAACUUUAACCACCAUUGUGACGUAUUUCAGCCCCACCAACUCCAAAAUGUCGAUGGGUUCGUUGAGGCGGACGAUCGGUAUUCGUUCUACUGGCGGUAUUGUGUGGAUUCCCACAAGCAGUGCGGCAAUGACCACGCCUUCACCUUCAUGUCUGAUCGAUACAUGGAAGCGACAGAGGUAAUCGAAGUGCGACACACAAGCAGCCUGGAGGACUGUCUGGCCGAGUGUUUGAACGAGGAAAAGUUCCCGUGCCGCUCGCUGUCAUUCAACCGAACCGACGGUGGUUGCCACAUGUCGGCCAACAACCAGUUGACCAAGCCGAAAGCCAUCCGCCUAAACAACAACCCCAACUACCGUAUCGAUUACUACGAGAACAACUGCUACAAUUUAACGGACAGCUACAAGUUUGAGUACAAAUGCCAAGACGACGGCGUUCUCGUGACGAUCGACAGCAAGUUCCCGUACACCGGGGCUCUAUAUGGACUCUACGACUUCUUUACUUGCCGAAUCGAGCCGAAGGAACAGACCCGGUUCGAGUACUUCUUCCCCUCGCCCACCAAGAGCAAGCGGUGCAGCGAUAGUAUACGGUAUAAGGGCAACGACAUGGUGCUGGACGUGACCUACCACCACUACAACCACGACCUCGACGAGUACAACUACUACCACGACAGCCAGGCCAACCAGUCGAGCAUCUACUGCCACAACGACGACUUCGACAAGUACGACAACGAUCACUACCAAAAAGCUGAGCAACAACUUCUGGCCCUCGCCGGCGACCACGUAGUGAAGCGUCGACUGGUCGUCGUCAAUUCGGAGGAUCAGCUACGAUACUACGUCCGGACCGGGCAGAUGCCA